Molecule: messenger RNA, 1942 nt
Organism: Raphanus sativus (radish)
Lineage: Eukaryota; Viridiplantae; Streptophyta; Magnoliopsida; Brassicales; Brassicaceae
Exons: 5
Coding region: 296-1852 (518 amino acids)
Molecular function (GO): zinc ion binding; nucleic acid binding
Source: RefSeq, a predicted model, not a curated record
AAAAAUAGACAAGACCUUGGAAGAUUUUCUUUCAUCCUCUAUCUUAGUUCCUUGCUCUAGAGAAGAUCAGAAGAUCAGUUCAGUUGCAAGUUCAGUAAGGGAAAGGAUCAUCUGAGUUCUUCUGUUAGUCAGUUGUGCUGCUUGCAAGUCUUGCUGUCUCACUCUAGUCGUCCUUGUACCCGUGUACUCUUUUGGUUCCUUCAGCUUGUUUGAGAUCAGUUUCAAGACUUAUUUUGAGGUAACCACUAGGCGGGAGACUUACUCUUUUUGACUAGAAGGAACGGCGUAAUCAGCGAUGCCACCGAGACGAGCACGACGUGGUGGAGCUUAUCUACCGAUACAUAUUUCUUCAUCUCCAGACUCUUCACCGCCAUCUACUCCGGCACCACUUCCGACCCCUAGCUUUGAGGCUACACCUUCGGGCUCUAGCCUUGAGUCUGAUCCAUCUGAGGAUUCAAAUGAGGAUAUUCCAGUUCAGAUGCCGAUGCCUAUGUCACCAGAUCCUUACUACACAGAUAUAGAGGUUGAUGCUGUUCAUGAUGCUGCUGACCAUCAUGCUGCCCAUGCUGCUGAUCAUCAUGCUGCUCAUGCUGCUGCCGCAGAAGAUAUUCCACACGUCCAUGCUGAAGCACCACCAGCAGCACAACCUGCGCCUGCGCCAACUGAUCCAGCGAUUGUGGCACUUUUAGAAUUGAUGGCGGAGAUGGUAAACUUACAACAUCAAGCUCUCAAUGCACAGCGUGCGCAGCCAGCUCCGGUACCUACCACUUCACGUCCGGACUUUUUGAAGAUUGUUAUGCUCAUGAAGAACUUGGGUACUAGACACUACCGAGGAGGGACUGAUCCGUUCGAGGCUGAUGCAUGGUUACAGAACCUUGAGGGAAACUUCCGCGCAACUCGCUGUGAGGAUGAGUUCAAGAAAGAUGUGGCUGUGUACUACUUGGAGAAGGAUGCAUUGAGCUGGUGGUUGUGUGUAGACCGCUACCUAGGUAAUGUGACAACUACUUGGUCAGACUUUCGUGAAGCAUUUCAGCGGAAGUAUUUUCCACCAGAGGCUAGGGAUCGUCUUGAGGCUGAAUUCAUGGCGUUGGUACAAGGAGAUAAUUCUGUUAGGAGGUACGAGGCAGAGUUCACUCGCCUCAGGCGCUAUGUUCACUACGGCCAGGAGGAUGAGCCUAUGAUCAUCAGGAAGUUCCUUCGGGGACUUAGUCCAGACGUUAGGAGCCGUCUUGAAGCUGUUGAGUUUGGUAGACUUUCUGACUUGGUGGAGCGAGCAGUGAAUGUGGAGGAAGCUAUCGUCGCUGAGAGGGCAUCGUGGAGUCAUUCUGCAGAAAUACGACGUCAGGCUACACAGAGUCAGCGCCCGUCUCCAUCCAUGAUGCAUCGAGGUCAUAGAGGCAGAGUAGUUCGUGGAGGACGUUCAGGAGGACACCGUCAAAGAACUCAGACUUGUUUUGGUUGUGGCCGUAGCGGCCAUAUAGCUAGAGAUUGUCCGAAUGGAGGACAAUACAGGCCGGCGGUACCACCCAGUGUUACUUGCUUCACAUGUGGAGAGCGAGGACAUUAUGCGACGUCAUGUCCCCGUACUCAUUCUACAUCUUCAGAUGCACCACGAGCCCCACAAGCUGGAGCGUCUCGUCCCCCAUUACCCUUUCCCAUACCUCCAGCGAAGCGUCAGGCCAUUUCUGGUAGGGCCUAUGCCUUAGAGUUACCUGGACCAUCGGAACCGCCGAAGGGUCCUAUCACAGGUUUGUUUUCUUAUCCUAUUAAGUGUUGUGUGAUUUCUUUAGAAAUAAAUUUGAUUGGUGCAUUAGUGUAUAAAAAAAUGCUAUGUAAAUGGUUGAAUUAUUAAUUGACCUUGAAGUCAAUUAUCUAUAGGUACUUUGGUUGUGGGUGGAACUUCCGCCCAUGUCUUGUUCGAUUCGGGAGCAACACAUAGUUU